AUGACCUCCAGUCAGAAGACAGAGCUCUCGGCCCAGACCCUUUCUGGGGCGGGCUCCGGCGGGCAGGACCUGGCAGAGUCGGAGCUGGAGCUCCGGUGGCUGGAGCUGGGCUCCGAGGAGGCCCUGGAGGCGGCCCUGGAGGCGCGGCCUGAGGGCCCUGGCGGGCCGCUGCUCCAGGCGGUGUGGCGGGGCCCCCUGGGGUUGGUGAUGCGGCUGCUGCAGCAGGGGGCCAGCCUGGAGGAGAGGGACCGCGCAGGACGCACGCCGCUGCACCUGGCCGUGCUGCGCGGCCACGCGCCCCUGGUGCGCCUGCUGCUGCGGCGCGGCGCGCGCGCGGGCGCGGCGGACCCGGCGGGGCGCACACCGCUGCACGAGGCCGCCUGGCACGGGCACUCGCGGCUGGCCGAGCUGCUGCUGCGGCGCGGGGCGCCCGCCUCGGCGCGCACCCGGGCGGGCCUCACCCCGCUGCACUGGGCCGCCGCCCUGGGCCGCGCGCUGCUGGCCGCGCGCCUGCUGGCCGCGCCCGACGCCGACGCGCGAGCCGCGGACGCGCGCGGCUGGACGGCGGCGCACUGGGCCGCGGCCGGCGGGCGGCUGCCGCUGCUGGAUCUGCUGGCCGCGGCCGGCGGCGCGGACCUGGACGGCGCCCUGCUCGUGGCGGCCGCGGCCGGGCGCGGGGCCGCGCUGCGCCUGCUCCUGGCGCGCGGGGCCGCCGUGGACGCGCGGGACGGCGCGGGAGCCACGGCGCUCAGCCUGGCCGCGGGCCUGGGGCGCCGGCAGGACUCGGAGCAGCUGCUGGCCCACGGAGCGGACCCGACCGCCAGGGACAGGAGCCGCCGCUCCGCGCUCCACAAGGCCGUGGCGGGCGGACACCUACCCGUCGUCCGGCUGCUCGUAGACUGGGGGGCCGAGGUGGAGGCCCGGGACUCCCUGGGCCUCACCCCCCUGCACUACGCCGCUCUGGGCGGCCACGUGGAGGUGGCCGGCCACCUCCUGGACAGGGGCGCCCGGGUCAAUGCUGCUGCCUGGCUGCACCGGACACCCCUGCGCCUGGCCGCGGAGCGGGGACACGGCCCCACCGCCCAGCUUCUGCUGAGCCGCGGGGCCCGCCCCUCCCUGCCCUCGCAGGGGGCUGCAGCGGCGCUCACGUCCGUGUCCGAGGAGGGCCUGGGGGAGCGGCCCGGCCCGGGCACCCCGCCCCGCCGGCCGUGA
Messenger RNA from Dipodomys spectabilis (banner-tailed kangaroo rat), 1212 nucleotides. RefSeq names its product ankyrin repeat domain 65 (gene Ankrd65). NCBI's taxonomy places the organism in Eukaryota, Metazoa, Chordata, Mammalia, Rodentia, Heteromyidae. Gene Ontology annotation, molecular function: protein binding. The coding region runs from base 1 to 1212 and encodes 403 amino acids. The record is from RefSeq and is a predicted model, not a curated record. The transcript has 4 exons.